This is a messenger RNA of Chlamydomonas reinhardtii, 6890 nucleotides long. RefSeq lists its product as uncharacterized. The record is from RefSeq and is a predicted model, not a curated record. Lineage: Eukaryota; Viridiplantae; Chlorophyta; Chlorophyceae; Chlamydomonadales; Chlamydomonadaceae. The transcript has 12 exons. Bases 202 to 6708 code for a protein of 2168 amino acids.
UCUUUAAGACACCAGACUAUGAACACAUAGAUUGAUGAGCGCGCCUGUCAGCCGAAGUUCAGAAUGUUGACCGACUUGGACAGCUACUGUCAGAGGCCCGGAAGAUUGAAAUAAGGGUAUUAUCACUCAACUAUAGCUCCUAGUGCUGAUGUGUUGUAAUACAAAUUUCCGGUAGCUGCAGCGAGUUACUCAGUGGAUAGCAUGGCCGCGGACGGGACGCCGCGUCGGGGCAGCACCAUAGCGGAGAAGAUAGCUCUCUUCAGGUCACCUUCAGCAGCAGCAAAUGCAGCCAGGCCCUCCCAGCGAGAUGACGAGUUCUGGUGGCAGCAGCAGCAGCAGCAGCAGCAGCAGCAGCAGCAGAAGAGUGCACAGCGGCGCCCGGACGCGCCCGGGUCCCAGACCUCCCCAACGACGCGGGAGGGCUCGCCAACGCGCCCUAGGCAGCCAUCACCCCCCGUGCUGGCGUCUAGCGAUGCACUAUACCGGCGGAAGGACCAGGGAUUGGUGACCACACCAGGUGUUGCAGGCCACGGCAACGCCACCAGCGGGCUCAGUGCGGCAACAGCGGCCGCCCUGCAACGGCUUGCUGGGGAGCAUCGUUCCCUGUACAACGCCAUCAUGUCGCUGGAGCGGGGCCCUGACGGCGGCCUGUCUGACAGCGCCAUGCGGAUGGUGGAAUCGGCGCUAGCUCGCUCUAGAGCCGCUGCUGCCGUGACCGAUGCUCAGGUGGCGGCUGCCAGCAAUGCAGCGCAGGCUGCCGCAGCAGCUGGGGGCAGCAGCUACGGCGCAGGCCGGGCGGCUGGGACUUCCCCGCCACCUGGCAACGGCCGGGGACACACCACCACCACGUUCGUGGCACAGCCCGCCCCUGUCAGCGGCCGUGCCGUGCAGGCAAUGCAGCGGCAGUCGAAGCAGCAACAGCAAGAGGUACUGUUGCAGCAGGUGCGCAUGCAACAGGCCCAGACGCACAUGCACGCACAGGCCCAGGUAGCAGCGCAGGUGCAGGCACAGGCGCAGGCACAGCUGCAGGCACAGGCGGCAGUGCGGAUGCAGGCACAGGGGCAGGCACAGCUGCAGGCGCAGAUGCAGGCUCAAGCCCAGAUGCAAGCGCAGGCGCAGAUGCAGGCGCAAGCACAGAUGCAAGCGCAAGCGCAGAUGCAGGCCCAAGCCCAGAUGCAAGCGCAAGCGCAGAUGCAGGCGCAAGCACAGAUGCAAGCGCAAGCGCAGAUGCAGGCGCAAGCGCAAGCGCUGGCGGCCGCUGCGGGUGCAGCUCGCCUACGCAGCAGCAGCGGCGGCAGUGGCGUUGCGGCUGAGAACAGUGUGGAGUCCCUUUUGAACAGGUACAGGCCCUCGGCCCAGGCGCGAAACGUGGCCUCCACUGCACCUUCCGCCGCAGGAGCCAUAGUGAGCGGCAGCGCCCCCGCCAGCAAAAUCCCAGCACCGGAGCCGCCGCCGCCAGCCGCUGCCGCCGCUGUGCCCGCGGCUGCGCCCGGCCCAAGCUCUGAUGCAGCAGCAGCGGCUUCUGCUGCUGCCGCGGCUGGUACCAACAUCAACAACAACUCCCGCUCAGAGGACAGCAGGCAACGGGAUAGCUCGGGCGGCUCGGGUCCAGACAGCAGGUCUCGGUCCCGCUCCCGUUCGGGUUCGCCUGAGCGCAGGCCAGGGAGUGCGGCCGCCGACAAGCUUGAAAAGAUCAAACGCCUGGCUAACAUCGCCGCUCGCAUCGCGGGCUCGGCCAGCGGCAGCGGCGGAGAAGGACCGCCGUCAGCACGCGGCGACGGUAGCGGUGGUGGCGCGGCAGCAGAGGUGGCUGCCGCCGCGAGUGCAGCGGCCGCGGCAGCAGCGGACGCGGCAGCAGCGGCGCUGGCGCCGCCACACGCGGCUGCAGCGGACGCGGCAGCUGAUGAGGCGAGCGAAGCGAGCUCGCCGGACGGCCUUGUGUCAGAGCCCAGCCUGUCUGCCUUCCACGCACAGACAGCGGCAGUGAUUGCGGCUAGCGUUGAGUCAUCGGUGGUGUUCGCGCCUACGCAGCCACCGCCACCUCCUCCGGCACCCGCCCCGCCAGCACCGGCGCCGCCGCCGCCUGAGCCCACGCCGAGCGCCUUGGCGCCUGCUGCGGCAGCCGUGGCUGCAGGCCGCCGAGUGCAGUUCUCGUCCGGGCAGCCCGAGGUACGGCUAUUCUCUCAGGGCGUCAUUGCGGGGCUAUCACCGACCUCCUCGGUAAAUCCCGCCGCAACACCAGCAGCACCCGGAGUAGCUGCUCCAGGCAAUGUGGGCACGGCGCCCGCACCCGGCGUGACCCCGGCGCCAGCCUCCACAGAUGCAAAUGUUGGCCAAGCUGCAGCAGCGACAAGCGCGGCUGGCGUCGCGGCGCAGGCAGCCGCUGGCGAAGCAGGCGCCGCCGCAGCGGGACCUUCCACGUCGGCCGCCGGAAUCUCAGCCGCCCCACAGCAGCAGCAGCAGCAACAGCAACAACAGCAGCAGCUCGCGCUGGCGCCGCCACCAGUGGUCCUGCUGCCAUCGCCCAUCCCGCCUGGUAGCCCCGGCUCGCCCAAGCCCACACACAUCUUCAUCCCAGCUGACCCCAAGCUGCCGCCAUCGCUCGUGGCCGUGCCUGGCUUCCAGCCGCUCCCACGAAGCAGCGUCAGCCCCACGCGGCUGCGCCGCUCCCAGAGCGGCAGUCCCGGCCAGGGCACAAGCCCGCCCCGCCGCCAGGGCGACUCGCGCCAGUCCUCACCCGCCAAGGACGGCGCAGCCGCCGCAGCGGCCAGCAAGCCGACCGCGGAGAGCAAGCCAGACGCCAGCGCCGGGGCCGGCAGCAGCGAGGCAGCUGGUAGUGCUGCUCCUGCUGCUGGUGCCGCUGGAACUCCUGCUGGGGCUGGUCGCAAGAGCGAGAUUGACCGGAUGCUGGACUCGGACUCGGACGAUGAGGUGCCGGGUGUGAAGGGCGCGGCGGCGGCGCGGGUGGUGAACGAGAUGGAGGUCGAGAAGAAUGCCCGCGCACAGGCGGCGGCGCAGAUGGAGCGCGAGGCCGCCAGCUACAGCCGCAACCGGCUGACGCGGCUGCUGGACGAGGUGGCGAACUGGAAGCGGGUGGAGGGCGAGAGGCUGCUGCGGGAGGGCGAGCGGCUCAAGAUGUUGGACGAGCUCAAGAAAAUGAACAUCACGCAACUCGGCGUGUUGCUGGGGCCCGACAGUGCGCUGCUCAAGGAGAUCACUCGGCUUCAGGACAUGUACACCGGCAACCUGGAGGCCGUCAAGGGCCAAGCAGACCAACACACGCGCGCGGUGCUGGACGCGCUCCAGGCCGCGGGCGAGACGGCUCUGGCUGUGAAGGAGGCGGUGGUGGAGGCGGCCAUCAAGCAGCAGGACGACGUGCUAGAGCUGGUGGAGCGGGUGGCGCCGCCCGUGCCGCCGCCGCCGCCGCUGCACAGCCCGCUGCUGUCACUGCCCAACCAGACGCUGUACGGCGGCGCUCCGCCCGCCUCCGACCUGCUGAGCCCCACCUGGUGGACCAGCCUGCUGGACCCGGGCCGCCGCCAACAGGUGGAGGCGGACGUGACGGCGGCGCUGCACGGCGGCGGACCCGACGGCGCGGCGGCCGCCACGCUGCCUGCUGCCGGCGGCGUGGCGGCGGAGCUGCUCGCACACCAGGUGGCGGGCGUGGCCAGCGCCAUACGCGGCUCACUGGACACUCCGGGCACACGGGAGGCGUCCGUCAGUGCCAUUACACAGGCGGCGCGACAGGUGUCCGCCAAGCUGGAUAUGGCGGUCCGCGACUACCUGGACCGGACCUCAGGCGUCGCAACAGCGCCAGGCACGGGAGCCGACGUGGGCGCGGGCGGCACCAGCAUCCCUGUUUCGGACGCCACGCUGGCAGGUGGGCUUGCCUCGCCAGGCUUCGGCCUCGACCCGCUCCGUCCCGGGGCGAUGCCGGCGACCCUAGCAGGCAUGUCGCUGCUGCCCCAGCUGGGCGGCUUCAGCGGUGGCUUGUACGGGGCCGGCACGGGCGGCGCCAUGCCCGCCGCGGCCCCGGGCGACCCAUGGAUUGCGCGGCCAGUGCAGCUGCCGCCCGUGAUGCUGUCCGACGGCACGCUGCUGCAGCAGCCCCUGACAGCCGCAGCCGUGCUACAGCCGCCGGCCGCGUCCACCCUGGGCUCGGCGCUCCCCGGCACCGCCUCCAUGAGCGGCGCAAGCCUCCCACACGGGACCGCGUCCGUGGUCGCGCUAGGGACGCCGGCGGCGCCCACUGCCGGGACUGGCUCACUGCUGGCCGGCUUCCCGGGCUUGGCGCCGCCGGCGCCGCCUACGCUCGUGGCGGUGCAAGGGGCGCUGCCGGCGGGCGGCGCCAGCGGCACAGCGCUUCAGAACCUGCCGACUUGCAACCCGGCAUAUCUGGCGGCACCUGCAGCCUCCUACGCCGGGCAGGGCGUAGGCGCCUGGACAGCGGCAGGGCAGCCCAUGCCCGGCACCGCGGGUGGCAUGGCCGUGGCCAAUGGCGGGCCCAUGCCCGGCGAGGGCCUGCCGUGCCGGCUAUCGGUGCACAUGACGGAGGUGUACCCUGGCUCUGCGGACCUAGCCCGCUCCGCAGCACAGGCUGCGGCUGCACACCAUGCAACCACAUCAGUGUACAGAGACGCAGUCGGCGCAACGGCUGCGGCAGCGGCUGCGACAGCGGCGGCAGCAGCAGCCGCUUCAUCGCCCCGCAGUGACGGCAGCCACGGUGCUGUGCCGGCGCAGGAGCUGGGCGACUAUGAGCGUGCUCGCCGCAGCUCGGGCGGUGGCAGGCCGAUGCUGAGUGGCCGCGACGGCGACGGCGAUGGUGGCUCCGUCCUGGAUGUGGCUGUGAGUGCACUGACAGAAGACCUGUUGCGGCUGCGGGGCGCAGCCGCCGAUGCGGUGGCAGACCUGGCGGCGGCUGCGGCGGUGACAGCAGCGGCCUCGCCGCCGCCGUCGCCGCCGCGGUCAGGUCGGUCAGGAAGGCCGCCGGCGGCCAGCAGCGGCGCUUCGCGGCGUCUGCAUUUUGACACGCAGUCCAUUAACUCGGAUCGCCGGGCGCAGCCUGGCAGCAGCCGCGUCAGCGGCGCUGGUAGCGCUCACGGUGGUGGCGGCGGUGGUGGCGGCGGCGGUGGCGGUGGCGGCGGCGGCAGCCGCCGCGUGAGCAGCAGCUCUCGGAGGGCUGACGACCCUACUGAGGCGGCGGGGUCGCAGGAUCGCCGAGUGGCACGCGAGGAGGAGCGGGUGCGUGGUGAGCGGUCGGGGCGGGACCGCGGUCAUCGCGACCAUGAGGGCCGCCCAGGGCGCGACCGGGCCCGGGAGGCUGAUGAGGAGGCUGGGCAGCGCAGUGUGCGCAGCAGCAUAGCGGGCAGCGUUGCAGGCAGCAUGGGUAGGCGCGAGAGCGACCACCACGGCCGGCGCCAGGAGCAGUGGGAACAGCAGCAGCAGCAGCAGCAGCAGUCGGGCCGAGCGCGAGGUGGUGGGGAGCACAAGCGGCCUGGCUACCUCGAUGCGGGCAGCCGCAGGGGUGAUGCCGCGUCGGCAGACGGCAGCGAGGCGUCGUUGAAUGCGGGUUUGGCGGAGCUGACCUUCUCGCCUCACCGGCAGCCGCCAGCCGGUGCCGCAGGUAGCGCUGCUGCAGUACGGCCGCAGCACGCACCACCGCAGCACCAGCAGCUGGCGCCUGCAGGGCAAGAGCACGGCGCGGCUGCCAAUCGCCUCUUCCCCAGGCCCUCCACUGCGCCUGCAGUCACUGCAGCCGCCGCUGGAGCCGCAAGCUACGGCCCGGCCGGAACCGAACUGGCGGCGCCACCGCUGGUUGCACAGCAUCCCCAAUCCAUGCCCGCACCUCAGCCCUACCAAGGCUACCACCCGCAGUCUCACCCUGCCUCGCCGGGGGCUCCAGCGUAUCCUGGCGCCUCUGCAGGAGGGCUGUCCGUCCUGCCGCAUUCGCCCUCACACGGCGCGCACCAAACCCAGCAUCAACACCAACCUCGCAGCCCAGGGCACCCGCCGCCCCGCCACCACCAUCCAGUGCCACCCUAUUCUCCGCCUUACGGUGGCGGCUCGGCAGCCGUUCAUGCGCCUGCGUACGCGCCGCCGGCCGGUGUAUCACAGCCCAUGUCGCCAUACGCGCCGCACGCGCCCUUGAUGCAGCCACCACAGCAACAGCAGCAACAGCUACAGCCGCAGCAGCUGCAGCCGCAGCAGCAAGUCAGUGGUCACUACCUGUACUCGGCGCCGCAGCAGUUCUUCCAGCUGCCUCCCACCGGCGCCAAUGGUGCCUCUCCACCCGCAAUGGCGCCGCCGGGCUACGCCCCUGCGGCUGCCGCUGCCGGGCCCGGCAUGCAGCUGAUGUCGCCCGCCGGCUCGGUGGCGCCGGGCGCGUGGCCGUACGGGGGCGGCCACAUGCCUGCGCCACAUGCCCCACAGCACGCCCCGCCUGCGCCACAGCUGCAGCUGCAGGCUGCGCCACAGCAGGCGGCAUCCCUGUCGCCGUACCGGCAGCAGCAGCAGCAGCAGCCCCUGUCCUUUCCCGGCAUGAUGCCAGCCUUCGGCUCGGGCGGUGUGGGCGGCGGCAGUAGCACUGUAGGCGCACCGGCAGUAGCAUUGGCGGCUGGCAGCCAAGGGGACGCUGUGCAGCGGGCUUACCAGGCAACACUGGCGCAGCUCCAGGCAGUGUACCAGGGGUCUGCCCCACCUAACUUAUAAUCGCAACUGUUGUUGGUAUGCAUAUUGCAGUACCUCCGUAUUGUGUUCUAGGAACCAUGGAUGGCGGUUAUCCUAGAUGCGAUUAGGGUGCCGAGGGGGGCAGACUGAUGGAGGGCUAGGUCAUCGCCAACCGAGCAUGAUAGGGGCGGUCCUAAGCAAGAGAGGUGUAACACCACCGGUUA